Messenger RNA from Caenorhabditis bovis, 1083 nucleotides. The record is from the annotation of a GenBank genome assembly. Lineage: Eukaryota; Metazoa; Nematoda; Chromadorea; Rhabditida; Rhabditidae.
AUGUCAGCGCAAGCACAACGCGGAAAACAGCGGCAACAAACUGAGGAGCAGCAAAAAGAGGCGGAUCAGGCGCUCCUUCAGGCGGCCAUCGAGGAAAAUGAAAUGGAGCAGGAUGAGAACUUCACCGUCAUCGACAAACUCGAAUCCACCGGCGUUUCUUCCGGCGACAUCGCCAAACUUAAAGAAGCCGGCUAUUAUACAUACGAGGCUCUUGCCUACACGACGAGGAGGGAAUUGAGAAACGUGAAAGGAAUCAGCGAGCAAAAGGCUGAAAAGAUUAUGAAAGAGGCGAUGAAGCACGUGCAAAUGGGUUUCACUACCGGCGCCGAGGUGCACAUGAAGCGUAGUCAGCUGGUCCAACUUCGGACCGGAUCGGCGGCACUCGAUCGCCUACUCGGCGGCGGUAUUGAAACCGGCAGCAUCACCGAAGUCUACGGCGAAUAUCGAACCGGCAAAACGCAGCUGUGCCAUAGUAUCGCGGUGCUCUGCCAAUUACCAAUUGAUAUGGGCGGCGGCGAGGGAAAAUGUAUGUAUAUUGACACGAACGCCACAUUUCGGCCCGAGAGAAUUAUCGCAAUUGCUCAAAGGUAUAACAUGGAUAGUGCUCAUGUGCUAGAGAAUAUUGCGGUGGCGCGAGCUUACAACUCUGAGCAUUUAAUGGCGCUGGUGGUGCGAGCAGGCGCCAUGAUGUCUGAGAGCCGGUACGCGGCGAUGAUCGUCGACUGCGCCACAUCGCAUUUUCGCAACGAGUUCACCGGUCGCGGCGAUUUGGCCGAACGCCAAACGCGGCUCGCCGCCUUCCUCAAAUGUCUCGCAAAACUCGCCGACGAGUACGGCGUUGCAGUAAUCAUCACAAAUCAGGUGGUUGCACAAGUCGACGGCGGCGCUGGAAUGUUUCAGGCGGACGCGAAAAAGCCGAUCGGCGGCCACAUCAUCGCGCACAUGUCGACGACACGAUUAUAUCUGCGCAAGGGAAAAGGCGAAAAUCGUGUCGCGAAAAUGGUUCAGUCGCCGAAUCUGCCCGAAGCCGAAGCGACUUACUCGAUCACGAAUCACGGAAUCGAAGACGCGCGCGAAGAAUAG